AUGAGUGGAAGGCCGAAGCCGAGAAGGGCCGCCAGGUUUUUUAGAGGUCAUUCGGAGGAAGCCAGCGACAGCGCCAGUCUUAGUAUCCUGCUCCCGGAGCACGGGAACCUUGACGCCAACGGGUUAACCCAGUCGUGGAAGAUUGUCAUAAGCACGGUGUCUAUAUUGACCCUUCUUCUUAUAGGACUUGGCAAUCACAUGUGGCUUAAAGAAACGGAGUUUCCUCAGAAAUCCAGACAAUUUUAUGCUCUAAUUGCAGAAUACGGUUCGAGGCUUUAUAAUUAUCAGGCCAGACUUCGGACGCCAAAAGAACAACUGGAGCUUUUAAAGAAGGAAAGCCAGACUCUGGAGAACAACUUCCGUGAAAUUCUAUUUUUAAUUGAACAAAUAGAUGUUCUGAAGGCAUUGCUUAGAGACACGCGGGACGGUCUGCACAAUUACAGCUGGAACAUGGACAGAGAUGAGGCCCAGGAGCCCUUGGAGGCUACCGACGAGGAAAUGUCAAACUUGGUAAAUUAUGUCCUUAAAAAGUUGAGAGAGGACCAAGUCCAAAUGGCCGACUAUGCCCUUAAAUCAGCAGGGGCUUCUGUCAUUGAAGCUGGGACCUCGGAAAGUUACAAAAAUAAUAAAGCAAAACUUUACUGGCAUGGGAUCAGUUUCUUAACUUACGAAAUGCCUCCAGAUAUUAUUCUCCAGCCGGAUGUCCACCCUGGGAAGUGCUGGGCCUUCCCGGGUUCCCAGGGUCACGCCCUGAUCAAGCUUGCCAGGAAGAUCAUACCAACUGCCAUUACCAUGGAGCACAUCUCGGAGAAGGUGUCUCCCUCAGGAAACAUCUCCAGCGCACCCAAGGAAUUUUCCGUCUAUGGCAUCUCGAAACAAUGUGAGGGAGAAGAAAUAUUCCUAGGUCAGUUCGUAUAUAACAAAAUGGGAAGCACCGUUCAAACAUUCAAGCUCCAGCAUGACGUUUCUGAAUCCUUAUUAUGUGUGAAACUGAAAAUCCUCAGCAACUGGGGACACCCGAAGUACACGUGUUUAUAUAGAUUCCGGGUCCACGGUACCCCAGGAGAGUACCCCUAGAGAGGAACCCGUGCAGACGGCCAUGACCACAGGUCCAGAAUAUGGGACUAUUCUUAUUCCUUUAGAUCCACCGCACUCAGAGGAAUCCAAAUGGGAGUGGGAGGGAAAACUCAAAAGUGGUUCAUACCUGCCAAUAAAAUGUGAAUGAAUUUUACUAGU
Messenger RNA from Odobenus rosmarus divergens (Pacific walrus), 1236 nucleotides. RefSeq names its product Sad1 and UNC84 domain containing 3 (gene SUN3). NCBI's taxonomy places the organism in Eukaryota, Metazoa, Chordata, Mammalia, Carnivora, Odobenidae. The transcript has 10 exons. Bases 1 to 1077 code for a protein of 358 amino acids. Gene Ontology annotation, biological process: nuclear envelope organization. Gene Ontology annotation, molecular function: protein-membrane adaptor activity. The record is from RefSeq and is a predicted model, not a curated record. Gene Ontology annotation, cellular component: meiotic nuclear membrane microtubule tethering complex; nuclear envelope.